Dipodomys ordii (Ord's kangaroo rat) is the source of this 2695-nucleotide messenger RNA. RefSeq names its product lactamase, beta (gene Lactb). The transcript has 6 exons. The record is from RefSeq and is a predicted model, not a curated record. NCBI's taxonomy places the organism in Eukaryota, Metazoa, Chordata, Mammalia, Rodentia, Heteromyidae. The coding region runs from base 49 to 1704 and encodes 551 amino acids.
GCUGGGCCUGAGCGAGCUUGGAGGCAACCGGAGGGAGCCCCAGACGCCAUGUACCGGCUCCUGUCAACGGCGACGGCGAGGGCCUCGGCCACUGAAGGCCGGGCCCAGUGCUGCGGGCGGCGCGGGACUCACCGGUGGGCUGGGCUGCCACCACUCAGCCACGGCUGGGCCGGGGGCCUGGGGCUGGGCCUGGGGCUGGCGUUGGGGGCGAAGCUGGCGGGCGCGCUGAAGGGCGCCGUCCCCGUUCCGCCUCCCGCGGACCCGGAGACGCCCCCUCAAGCCGAGUCCCCGCUGGAGCCGCCCUUAGCCACCGGGUGUCCGCAGGCCCGGGCCCCGCCCCCCUCCAGGUGCUUCGCCAAGGCCAUUGCCAGCAGCCGCGACCUGCUCCACCGGAUCAAGGAUGAGGUGGGUGCACCAGGCAUAGUGGUUGGAGUUUCUGUAGAUGGAAAAGAAGUCUGGUCAGAAGGCUUAGGUUAUGCAGACGUGGAGAACCGUGUGCCUUGUAAACCAGAGACAGUCAUGAGAAUUGCCAGCAUCAGCAAAAGCCUCACCAUGGUUGCUCUGGCCAAAUUGUGGGAGGCUGGGAAGCUGGAUCUUGAUGUUCCAGUGCAGCACUAUGUCCCUGAGUUCCCAGAGAAAGAAUACGAAGGUGAAAAGGUUUCUGUCACAACAAGAUUACUGAUUUCCCAUUUAAGUGGGAUCCGUCACUAUGAAAAGGACAUUAAAAAGGUGAAGGAAGAGAAAGCUUAUAAAGCCUUGAAGAUGUUGAGAGAGACCAUGGCAUCCGACCAAGAAAAAGACUUGAAGGGAAAAGGAGAGAAAAAUAAUGAAAAGCAAGACUGUGCUAAGACUAAAACUGAGCAGGAUAAUGAAGCCAAAUACCGGAAUGCAAAACCUUGCAAGAAAAAAAAUGAUUUUGAACAAGGCGAAUUAUAUUUGAAGGAAAAGUUUGAAAAUUCAAUUGAAUCCCUAAGAUUAUUUAAAAACGAUCCUUUAUUCUUUAAACCUGGUAGUCAGUUUUUGUAUUCAACUUUUGGCUAUACCCUCCUGGCAGCCAUAGUAGAAAGAGCUUCAGGAUAUAAAUAUUUGGACUAUAUGCAGAAAAUAUUCCAUGACUUGGAUAUGCUGACAACUGUGCAAGAAGAAAAUGAGCCUGUGAUUUACAAUAGAGCAAGAUUUUAUGUUUACAAUAAGAAGAGACGUCUUAUCAACACGCCUUACGUGGAUAACUCCUAUAAGUGGGCUGGUGGUGGAUUUCUGUCCACAGUGGGUGACAUGCUAAAAUUUGGGAAUGCAAUGCUGUACGGUUACCAGGUCAGGCUGUUUAAGAACACCAAUGAAAACCUCUUACCUGGAUAUCUCAAGCCAGAAACAAUGGUUAUGAUGUGGACACCAGUCCCUAACACAGAAAUGUCUUGGGAUAAAGAGGGUCAAUAUGCAAUGGCAUGGGGUGUUGUGGAGAAGAAGCAGACAUAUGGCUCUUGUAGAAAGCAGCGGCAUUACGCCUCACAUACUGGCGGUGCAGUGGGGGCCAGCAGCGUCCUACUGAUCCUGCCUGAAGAACUGGAUACGGAGGCCUUGAGUGACAAGGUUCCCCCACGAGGGGUGAUUGUUUCUAUCAUCUGUAACAUGCAGUCUGUUGGCCUAAACAGCACGGCCCUGAAGAUUGCCCUGGAAUUUGAUAAAGACCGAUUUGACUGUUAACAAACACUGACCUUCCAAGUUACAUGGAAUUCUUAAGUUUUUAAUAGAGUAAAAUGCUGAGAAUUAUGUACUUCUAAUUGCUUAAUUGUGUAACUAUUUUAGAAUGAGUUCUUUACACUCAGGGAAGUAACCUAUUAUUUCUACUUUUUUCAAAGUGUAAGCUCUUGGAAUAAAAUAUUCUGAUAGAAAUGUAGUAUUUGAAUAUGUAAUAGAGAAAAAUCACAUUCCAAAAGAGCCUCUACAUAAUAUGACAGCAGAAAACAAGAUCACGAGGAAUUGUGUUGCUGUGUGUAUGGCAGCCAAGAGAACAGCACUUAUACCACCUCAGCACCUGAGGCUCAGGGAUGGAGAAAGAAUGGGGAAGAUGGUCCCAGUGUAGAGUCUGCAAGGAGGCUACAGACAAGGUAUUCUAGUUGUGUGACUCUGAACCAGAGGAGAUGCUUCCAGUGUGGCUUACUCAUGGGCCUGGACUCAGUUCUUCGUUUAUGACCAUAUGGGCUCCUCUACAGAGAUGCUUAGCUGCCAGAGCAAGUGACACAAGAUGAACCAGUACAAGCUCAGAGACCGUUUAUUUUAUAAGGGAGCCUCAAGCGUUACAUGAUGGCACAUGGCCUUUUCUCAUAAGUCCGAUGGGACCCAAUAGUAUUGGAAAAAAGUUAGGAAUCACUGAAAGACAGCUUGGAUGUUUGCAGCCACACUCUGACCUGGAUCCUCAAUGAUUGCUCUUCCUAAGUGUUAAAUACACAUAGUUCCUUUCAACCAUGAUUCAGUGUUGGGGAGGGCUGUACAAACAAACACAUGGAUGAAUACUGGAAGUGGGGAGUUAUGGGCACAUGUUGGAGAAUGGCUUCACACAUUUAUUCUAGCGUUGACCUUGCGAUAUUUGUUGUAAAACUCAUAGGUGUGUAUUGGAGAUUACCAGUGUGCCACUGCAGUUAGGAAAAAAAAAUCAAAGUUUUAGAUACUCUAAUAAAAGUGGGAUUUUUGUGUA